Molecule: messenger RNA, 480 nt
Organism: Nannizzia gypsea CBS 118893
Lineage: Eukaryota; Fungi; Ascomycota; Eurotiomycetes; Onygenales; Arthrodermataceae
Product: glyoxalase/bleomycin resistance protein/dioxygenase
Exons: 2
Coding region: 1-480 (159 amino acids)
Source: RefSeq, a predicted model, not a curated record
AUGGGCUUCUCACACGUCGGCCUGACGGUUCCAGAUGACGUAUUCGAAGCGACGGUAGCUUUCUACCUAGCUGCCCUAGCUCCACUGGGGUUCAAGGAGCAUCUUCGUCCUCACCCAAAAGUGGUUGGAAUGGGCGUAUACUAUCCGGAGUUCUGGAUCUCUUCGAAUAUGGUCCCUAGUUCAAGUGCCGGCGACUCAGCACCUGCUGCCGGCACAGAGGUUGUCUAUGGGAGUUCGCAUGUUGCUUUCAGCACGGGGAAUCGAGAAAAUGUUCAUGCAUUUUAUAAUGCUGCGCUGAAGCAUGGUGGCAUGUCGAACGGCGGUCCCGGUGUACGGCCGCAGUAUACACGGUUCUAUUACGCUGCGUUCGUGUUCGACCCGGCGGGAAAUAAUAUCGAGGCAGUUUGCAUGUGGCCUGCCUGGUGCCAUUGGAAAUACUGGUUUGGUAUGGGCGUGUUUGCCAGGCAGAAGACAGAGUAG